Messenger RNA from Girardinichthys multiradiatus, 2974 nucleotides. Its product is annotated as solute carrier organic anion transporter family member 1C1-like. Gene Ontology annotation, biological process: sodium-independent organic anion transport; transmembrane transport. Bases 318 to 2450 code for a protein of 710 amino acids. The transcript has 16 exons. NCBI's taxonomy places the organism in Eukaryota, Metazoa, Chordata, Actinopteri, Cyprinodontiformes, Goodeidae. Gene Ontology annotation, cellular component: membrane. The record is from RefSeq and is a predicted model, not a curated record. Gene Ontology annotation, molecular function: protein binding.
GCUAGUUCCAAGUAACAGCGCUGGUCUGAGUCAGGAGAAUAGGAGCUAGGAGGGAGGAGGGCUGUCUCCGUUCAGUCAAAGAAGAGAUCCAUGGGUGCUUAACGAGGAAGAGACGAGGAAGAAUAACCAAGCAGAGCCUCCAGUGCUGAAGAUGCUCUAGAUAUCCAUCCUCGCAGUCUGUCUGCUUGACAAACGAUUUCUUGGUUGUCAGCAGCCCUUUCUUCCUAAGAAAGCAUCAACUGACGCAUGCUCACCUAAGAGGACUGAGAGGGGAGUUUACACAGCAUAAAGAAAGAAGGUAGACACAAAGUCAGAAGAUGGAAAAAGCUGCGCAAGACAUCAGCGAGAUGACCAGCCAAGAGGUUCUCUGUGACCCCACUGAACAGAAGAGCAGAAAGCGCCUCUCCACUCUCAAAUUGUUCAUUGUGGCGCUUUCCUUCGCCUACUUCUCCAAGGCCCUGGCAGGCAUCUACAUGAAGAGCUCCAUCACUCAGAUUGAGAGACGCUUCGACCUCUCAAGCUCACACGUCGGCCUUAUAGAUGGCAGUUUUGAGAUGGGUAACUUGCUGUUUCUCGCUGUGGUCAGCCAUUUUGGGGCUCAACUCCAUCGACCCAGACUCAUCGCUGCUGGGUGUUUACUUAUGGCUCUCGGGGCCCUGCUCACCGGUGUGACACAUUUCUUCAUGGGACUCUAUAAGUAUGACACCGUUAUUCAAGUUUUCCAGAACAAUAGUGUGAAUAUUCCAGCAUGUGUGGAUCCUGUGAAAACGGUCGACAUGCCAGAAAUUCAAAUUGAGCCUUCUGUGGGAGACAACAAAGCCUGUGUGAGAGAGUCCGGCUCCAACAUGUGGAUCUAUGUGUUCCUUGGGAAUGCUUUGCGGGGGAUUGGAGAAACUCCCGUCACACCUCUGGGCAUCUCGUACAUCGACGACUUUGCUAAAGCGGAAAAUUCCCCUUUUUACAUUGCCUGUCUUCAGACGAUUACCCUCCUGGGUCCCAUGUUUGGAUUUUUGCUGGGUUCAUAUUGUGCUAAACUUUAUGUUGACGUUGGAUAUGUUGAUAUGGAAAGUGUGACCAUCACUCCAAAUGAUUCCCGUUGGGUGGGUGCCUGGUGGAUGGGCUUCUUGGUAUCCUCUUCUCUGCUGCUCAUCUCCAGUAUUCCUUUCUGGUUCCUCCCACGCUCGCUGCCCAAACAAGGGAGUGAACAGGACAAAUCAUCUCCCACCUCCCUAACCCUGGAUGGGACAGAGAGUGCGCAGGGCAGCAACCCAAACAUCAAGCUGACUGAAAUCACAAAAGGGUUCCUUCCGUCACUGAAACGUCUCUUGGGGACCCCUGCUUACUUCCUGCUUCUUUGUGGGAGUAUUCUCAAGUUUAACUCCUUUAUAGGCCUGUUGACUUUCAAAGCUAAAUACAUGGAGCAGCAGUUUGGACAAUCAGCAUCCAGAGCCAACUUCCUAAUAGGAGUGCUGAACCUACCUGCAGUAGCUGUAGGGAUCUUUUUGGGGGGGCUCCUGAUGAGGAGGUACAAACUGAGUGUGGUGUCAGGAGCCCAGCUUUCUUUUGCCACCUCUUUCAUGGGGUACCUCCUCUUACUACUGCAGUUUAGCACCAAGUGUGACAACAGGCCUUUGGCUGGACUCACUGUAUCGUACAAUGGGACACAGAGUGUAUCAUACAACGGGGAGAUGCUCUUCUCAGACUGUAACAGAGACUGCUCUUGCUCGCCAGACGAGUGGGACCCCGUUUGUUCGGACAGCGGGAUCACCUAUGUCUCGCCAUGCAUGGCAGGCUGCCUCAGCUCAAGCGGAGCCGGCAAGAACACAGUUUUUCACAACUGCAGCUGUGCAUCCACUUCCUUUCCGCCUGGCAGCUCUAUGUCAGUGAGGCUGGGUCAGUGCCCUCAUGCUAAAGACUGCAGCCGCAGCUUCACUUCCUACAUGGGUGUUUCUGUUCUUAGCUCCUUCAUCAACUCUCUGGGAGCCACACCUGGCUACAUGGUCAUUAUACGGUGUAUCACACCAGAUCUCAAAUCCCUUGCAUUGGGUAUUCAUACUUUGGUAACCAGGACUCUUGGUGGAAUCCCAGCACCAGUGUAUUUUGGAGCUAUGAUUGACUCUACUUGCCUGAAGUGGUCUAUCAAGAAGUGUGGCGGCAGGGGGGCGUGUCGCAUUUACGACUCAAACAUGUACAGAAUUAUUUUCCUUGGUCUGAUUACUUGCCUCAGUGGUACCUCCUAUUUCUUCAUCAUUGCUGUCAUCAUCCUGCUAAAGCGACAGUUUUGGAGACCAGACCGGGAGACAGAGCUGCAACAACCCAAGGCUUCAAAAGGAAGGAAAAUUAUGGCUCAAUCAGACCCCCCAGAAGAGAAGGGUGUUAGUUCCAGAAGUCCCAAACUGUCUUCUGACACAAAGGAAUGUAUUGAUGUUGGGAAAGACUUGGAGGGAUGAGGGGAAACAAUCAAAACAGAGCAAAUAAUAGUCUAUUUUUCAUAAACAAUAUAUCAUAGGAACCUGACAGAGACCCCAGGUGAGUUCACUCCUCAUUUUUCUUUCUCAUAGAUGACAGUUAAGGCAAAGGUGUGUGCAGAUGAUGAGAAAAGAGGUUUGGGACCACCUUAUAGACAGAACGUUAUCAAAUGAACUGCUGGUCCAUAAAGAUGUGCAAUAAAGCAGGGAGUAAUUCAAGUUACACAUUUCUUACAGAUGUUUGUUUUGGAUCAUACAUGGGCACUUAGCAUGCUAAGUCUGUUUACCUACUUCAUUAGUUUACAUGUAAUACAGUUGUAUCUUACUACUUACUUCUGAGGACCUCAGUCAUGCAGGGCAGGCAGGUUGACCAGCAAUUCAAUAUACCUGUUUAUGACCUGUUUGUACGUAAGAUAGCGCUGCAUCCCUACAAUGUUGCUUGUGAAAUGACUGUUAAAUCAACCUCUCGGUCAAAAUGUUAUGACAAUAAAUGAAUGCUUUAAUAA